AUGGGGCCCGGAGGAAGAGACUGGGUGGAAAAAGAAUACGGAUACUAUAGAUGGUGUGCCUGGCGACGGGAGCCUCAAAGCUAUAAAGGAAUCACCGUGUUGAAAGAAGAGAUGAAAUCCGAGAUGUGGUUCAAAUACUUACCACCAUCUAUAGUGGAUUUUCAGCCAUCCCUGCGGACUCUUGCUCAUCCAAUAAAUCGUGACUACUUGAGAGAGACACUUCAGCAAUGGAUCAACAUGUGUAAGGAUGAUAUAAAGAUGGGAAUUGGGAACCUUCUGAUCUAUGUGAAAAGUCUGAAGGGUCUUGCUGGAAUUCGCGAUGCAGUGUGGGAACUUCUAACUAGUGAAUCAAUAAGUCAGAACUGGGAAACUGUGUGCUACCGGCUAUUGGAGAAGCCUUUCUCCUUCUGGGAUGACUUCCUUCAGCAGCUGUUCCUUGACAGGUUACAGGCGUUGACAAAAGAAGGUCUGGAAUCCAUCUCAAACAGUUCCAAGCAGCUCUUAGUUUCAGCUCUGCAGGAUCUUCACGUUAAGAACUCCAGUGCUCUUCCUAAUAAACCUAUUGAGUUUGAGUACAAUGUUGCUGCAUUUCUUUGGUCAGAGAGCAGUAAUGACCUUUUAUCAGACACUGCCUGGGUCAGCAUCACAAAUCGUAGCCAGUUUGUAAAGAGUGGACUCUCCAUGAAGGCCCAAUCGCUCACACUUUGCGUUCAAAGUUUCUGUUCUGCACUUGACUCCAAAUUAAAAGUUAAAUUGGAUGAUUUAAUCAUGUACCUUCCACCAGAUUCUUCUACCAUUAAGGACAAUUUGAAUGACCACUCACCCUCGCAGCCACAGAGUUCAGCAUUUGAUAGGUAUGCUGAUACAGCUAAGGUCGAAGAAAUGCUGCGGGCACAUUGCCUUUCUUGCGUACAAUAUAUCCUGGACUGUGUGAAAGCGGAGCUUAAAACUGCAGAAGAAAGAUUACAAAAUUGCACAUACUCUCCGAAUGAUUGCAAUCUCAAUGCUGUUCUUUUCAUGGCACGGUUAUGUCAAUCUAUAGGAGAGCUCUGCCCUCACUUAAAACAGUGUAUUAGGGGCAGGUCAAGUAGUAAUGAUCUGCUUGUACGUGAACCCCGUCCUGUCAAGAAGCUGGGCAAGGGUAAGGUACAAGAAGUGAAACCAGCACAGGCCAAGUGGCAGGAAGUAAAGGAUCAGCUGUUGCAACAGAGCACUAGUGCUUACAGGAUUUGGAAUGUUACCGUAUCAAAGGCUCUUGUUUACCGUUUCACUCGAACGUUGCUCUCUCAAACAGCUGGAGGCAUUUUAUCUACAGCCACCAACUGGGAUGAAAUAGAAAUUCAGGAGGAAACAGAAGCUGGAAAUAGUGUUACAUCCAAAAUUCGUCUUCCUGUACAGCCAUCUUGGUAUGUACAGUCGCUGCUUUUUGAGUUAUGCCAAGAAGUAAACCGAGUUGGAGGUCAUGCUCUUCCUAAGAUCACGCUUCAGGAGUUGCUGAAGACUUGUUUGCAUGAGGUCCUUACUGGUUAUGAAAUGUUAUGUUCUGCAAAAUUAGAUAAGAGUGAUUCUGCAUUCCCUUUAACCCAGAAUAGAGCUCUGCAGCUGCUUUUUGAUCUUCGGUAUCUUGGUUCAAUUUUAACUUCCAGAAAUGAAGAGGUAAAAAGCAGUAGGAUCCAGCAGGACCCAAGGGUUCAGAAAGUGGCAGACACAUUGGAAAGCUAUAUUGAUCCAUUUGAUUUGGACGUUUUCACUCCACACCUUAACAAUAAUCUGAACAAACUUUCGCAAAGAACCUCAGUGUUGUUUGGGUUAUUAACCGGCACAGAGAAACAAUACACCAAUAGAAGUGCACCAUUUAAUUCCCAUGAGCCUCAUAACAUCUUACCACUGGCUUCUAGUCAGAUCAGAUUUGGCUUGUUACCACUUAGUAUGGCAAGUUCACGGAAGCCUAAAUCAGCUGUUCAGGGAAAUGAAGCUAAGAAUCAGAUUCUUCCCUCGUCUGUCAUAGAAGAUGCAAGUCAGGGGCCCGGCUCCUUAUUCCGACAAUUGGCAGCUUUUCAAGAUGAUGAUGUCUCAUCGACGUCUUCAUCAUCCCUCUUUAAACUAGGAUGGCUUUCAAGUAUGACAAAGUGAUGAUGCCUAUUAUUAAAACUAGAAGUAAUGCACUAAGUGUGAUGAUACAAAUUAAUAAAUAUAAAAAUUUCAUCUACCAUCUAAUGUAAAUAUUAUUUUGUAUUUCAGAAAUACUAAAGUAUUUCUAACCAUGGACAGCUGCUUUAACUUAUCAUCAGUUGCCAUUAUUGGGAUUUUGUUUUGUAGAAAAUACAUCAGUAUCAUAUGGCUCACAGAAUGUUAACUUGGAUCUUUAUUGACAUGAAAUAUGGAUGAAUUCAUAAUGACAUUGAAUUGGUUAACCAGGUUGGUAAUAUGAGCAUGUCUCUGGAGUAUAGGAGCAACAUUUAAUGAAUGAAUUCUUCAGCUGUUCAUACAUGCAGCCAUUCUCUCUUUCAACGUGCAACUUUUGUCAGUGUGUCCCCACCAAAAAACAAAUAUCUAUGUCAUUAGCACUUGUGGUCCUAUUUUGAUUGAAUGCAAAUGAUAUUUCUGAAUGUUUACAUCUUCCAAAUAAAAUGGAGCUCAGCGAAAGAUAUUCUCCUCUUUUUUGCAAAAUCUUGAGACGUU
This is a messenger RNA of Chiloscyllium plagiosum (whitespotted bambooshark), 2682 nucleotides long. The record is from RefSeq and is a predicted model, not a curated record. Lineage: Eukaryota; Metazoa; Chordata; Chondrichthyes; Orectolobiformes; Hemiscylliidae.